Plasmodium gallinaceum is the source of this 1668-nucleotide messenger RNA. RefSeq names its product box C/D snoRNP rRNA 2'-O-methylation factor, putative. Gene Ontology annotation, cellular component: small-subunit processome; box C/D methylation guide snoRNP complex. The transcript has a single exon. Lineage: Eukaryota; Apicomplexa; Aconoidasida; Haemosporida; Plasmodiidae. Bases 1 to 1668 code for a protein of 555 amino acids. Gene Ontology annotation, molecular function: snoRNA binding. The record is from RefSeq and is a predicted model, not a curated record.
AUGAAAAAAUUAUAUUUAUUAUUUGAAUGUUCAGCUGGUUAUUUUUUGCUAAAAGUAGAAGAAUGGGAACAGAUAGGGACUAAUGAAAAUAUAGAAAAAAAAAUAUUAGAUCCAGAUAUAUUUCAUCAGAUAGUUCAUUUUUGCUCUUUUAUCUCUUUUGAAACAGCUGAAAGAGCACUUGAUAAUUUAAUCAACAUAAAUGAAGGAAAGGCAACAGAAUUUCUUUUAAAUUUUUUAGAACAAAAUUUGCCAAAUAAUAAAAAUAAAUAUGAAUUAGGAGUAACAGAUCUUAACUUAGGAAAAUUUUUAUCUAAUAUUGGUUUUAAUGUAAUCCAUAAUAAUAAUAUAUUAGAAUUAUUUAGGGCAUGUAGGCAAUUUUAUUUAAAAAAAAUAUCUACUUAUGUAAAUAAUAUUGAUAUUGAUAUAAAAAACUUCAAUAUAGGAUUAGGUCAUAGCUAUUCAAGAUCUAAAUUAAAAUUAGAUCCACGAAAACAAGAUAAAUCGAUUAUAAACAGCAUAGCAACUAUUGAAUCAUUAGAUAAAAACAUAAACCUUUUUAGUAUGAGAGUUAUUGAAUGGUAUAGCUGGCAUUUCCCUGAAUUGAAAAAAAUUGUUACAGAUGUAUGCAUGUAUUGUAAAUUAGUUAAUUUAAUAAAAAUAAAAGAAAAUUUUGAUUUUGAAAAUAACAAAGAAAAAAUAAAUGAAAUAACACAAAAUGAAGAAAUGACAGAAAAUAUAUCUAAAGUUGCUAAUUUGUCUAUUGGUCAAGAAUUAACAGAAGAAGAUUUAAAUAAUAUAAUAAAUUUUUCAAAAGAAGUUAUAAAUUUAUCAAACACAAGAAAUAUACUAUGGAAUUAUUUAGACAAAAAAUUAAAUAUUGUCUCUCCAAACCUUAAAGAACUAUUAGGUAAUACUUUAAGUGCUCGUUUAAUUAGUCAUGCUGGUUCUUUAGUAAAUUUAGCUAAAUGUCCAUCUAGUAGUAUUCAAAUUUUUGGAUCAGAAAAAGCCCUUUUCAAUUCAUUAAAAGGAAAUAAGAAAACUCCUAAAUAUGGAAUUUUAUAUAACUCUUCUUAUAUUUCUAAAACACCCUUGGCAUUAAAAGGAAGAAUGUCUAGAUAUCUGUCAUGUAAAAGUGCUAUGGCUGCAAGAAUUGAUUCUUUUUCAGAUUACCCUACUAAUUCUUAUGGUCUCACUUUUAAAAAACAACUAGAACAUAAAAUUUUACACAUGAUAAAAGGAGUUAAACUUUCCAAAAACAUUGAUUAUAUAAACGAAGCAGAACAAAUAUAUCAAAAGGAAAUUAGUACCAUGGAAAAAGAUAAAGAUCUAAAAAAAGUUAAAAAAGAGUUGAAAAAAAAAGAAAAGAAAAAAGAAAAAAAAGAAAAAAAAGAAAAAAAGAAAAAAAAAAAAGAAAAAAAGAAAGAAAAAAAAGAGAAAAUAAAGAGAGAGGAUAUAAAUGAAGGGGAAGAAAAAAACAAUGAAACUGAAGAAAUAAAAAAAAAAAUAGACGAAGAGGGAGAAGAAAAAGAAAUUGACAUAUUAAAAAGAAAAGAACUAAAAAGGGUUAAAAAGGAAGAAAAGAAAAAAAAAAAGAAAGAAAAAAAGGAAAAAAAAAAGAAAAAAAAAGAAAAAAAAAAAGAAAAAAAACAAAAAGAAAUAGGAAAAUAA